Molecule: messenger RNA, 1308 nt
Organism: Cynara cardunculus var. scolymus (artichoke)
Lineage: Eukaryota; Viridiplantae; Streptophyta; Magnoliopsida; Asterales; Asteraceae
Exons: 5
Coding region: 1-1308 (435 amino acids)
Biological process (GO): DNA integration
Molecular function (GO): zinc ion binding; nucleic acid binding
Source: RefSeq, a predicted model, not a curated record
AUGACAUGCUACUCAUGUAGUGCUAUAGGCCAUCGUCAGAGAGAAUGCCCUCGAUCUAAACCUGAGGAAAGUAAGGCUUCUGUUCGCCGACCUUCUACUAGUGGUGCUCCUCGUCAAAAGGAGGAGGUACCACGCGUCCAGGCCAGAGCUUUUCAAAUCACUACUGAGGAAGCUCGAGAUAAACCGGAUGUGGUUAUGGGUAUAUUUCUCGUUAAUUCUCAUCCCGCUCGUAUCUUAUUUGAUUCUGAUGCUCCUGUUCUAGCUUUACUAGAAGGUAGUGACGACUUGGUAGUUUACAGCGAUCCUUCUAAACUAGGUCUCGGUUCUGUUCUUAUGCAGCGAGGCAACGUUAAAGCUGAACACCAAAAAUCUUAUGGUAGCCUUCAACCUCUCGAUAUACCGGUGUGGAAAUGGGAGGGACUUACAAUGGAUUUCGUUACAAAGCUACCGAAGACGUCUCGUCAGCACGACAGCAUCUGGGUUGUCGUGGACCGUUUAACCAAAAGUGCUCACUUUCUGCCUGUAAUUUUUGAUCGAGAUUCUCGAUUUACUUCGAAAUUUUGGGCCAAUUUACAACGAGAACUAGGGACACACGUGGCAUUCAGCACAAGCUAUCAUCCUCAAACUGAUGGCCAGUCCGAACGCACGAUACAGACGUUAGAAGAUAUGUUGCGUGUGUGUAUCCUUGAGUUUGGUGGUAGUUGGGAUAUGCAUCUACCAUUGGUUGAAUUUUCAUACAACAACAACUCUCACUCGACUAUCGGUAUGGCGCCUUUUGAGGCUUUAUAUGGUCGUAAAUGUCGAACUACACUGUGUUGGCGUGAGACGGGUGAGAAAGUGCUUGCUAGACCCGAAAUGAUUCAAAUUACGCAUGAUAAGAUUCAAGUUAUUCGAGAAAGGAUGAAAGCCGCUCAGGACAGACAGAAGUCGUACGCCAAUAAUCGUCGACGACCAAUUGAAUUCACCGUCAGCGACAUGGUUAUGUUGAAAGUUUCCCCUUGGAAGGGUAUUCUACGAUUUGGUAAGCAAGAAGAGCUGUCUGGUAUUCACGAUGUAUUUCAUGUUGGAUAUCUUCGAAAGUGUUUGGGUAAGUAUGAUGAAACAAUUCCCUUAGUUGAGGUGAAGAUUGACAAACGACUGAGAUAUAUCAAGGAACCAAAAGAAAUUCUAAAUGAAAGAACGGCAAAUCUUCGAAACAAGACAAUUGAUUUGGUAUUAGUGAAAUGGAAGCAUCAUCGUGGUCCGAAUUGCAUGUGGGAGAACAAAGAACAGAUGUUUGCCAAAUAUCCCAAGCUAUUCGAGAAAUGA